AUGUUUUAUUAUUAUACACAAGCAUUCAUUUAUAAUCCUCAGUUCCAAUCAAGCAACGUGUUCCGGUGUCACUUUUGCGGAAGAUCAUUUACAUGGAUCGCAAGUUUGCGUCUUCACCAAAAAAUGGCCUGUGGAAAGCCCCCGAAUUUUUACUGCUCGCUGUGCACUUACAAAUCUAAUUUUAAGGGUAAUCUAAAGCGGCAUAUGUUCAACGUCCACAAAAUAGUCCUACCCCCGGCUAUUUCCUAUCGUCAAGCCCCGGCUCCACGUGUGUCCUCACUGCGGGCAGAUGUACUCCUGGGCAUCGAACCUCAGGAAGCACCUCAAAAUGGGCUGUGGCAAGCUCAACAACACUCACUAUUCUUGCCGUUACUGCCCCUACAAAUCCAGAGUACCCGCCAGUUUCUUCAAGCAUCUCCUCUCUGUGCACAACAUCAAAAGUCCAUACUUUGCCCAGCACCGGUCCAGGGUCUCACUCUCCCCGUUAUACGUGCCAGGUAUGCAACAGACAGUAUCGUUUCAGAGGCAAUUUAA
Messenger RNA from Cotesia congregata, 534 nucleotides. The record is from the annotation of a GenBank genome assembly. NCBI's taxonomy places the organism in Eukaryota, Metazoa, Arthropoda, Insecta, Hymenoptera, Braconidae.